Messenger RNA from Kwoniella shivajii, 1434 nucleotides. RefSeq lists its product as uncharacterized. Bases 1 to 1434 code for a protein of 477 amino acids. Gene Ontology annotation, cellular component: COP9 signalosome. Lineage: Eukaryota; Fungi; Basidiomycota; Tremellomycetes; Tremellales; Cryptococcaceae. Gene Ontology annotation, biological process: protein deneddylation. The record is from RefSeq and is a predicted model, not a curated record. The transcript has 16 exons.
AUGUCAGACGAUGAGUUUAUGAUGGAAGAUGCAGCAGAUGAUGAGGAAUAUGAUUUCGAUUAUGACGAUGAUGAAGAAGAGGAGGAUAUGGAUGGUUCCGGUGAUGCUGAGAACCAGUAUUAUAAAGCUAAAGCAUUGAAAGAAGAUGACGCGGAAGGAGCUUUGAUUGCUUUCAGACAGAUAGUGAAAGACCAAUCUGAGAAGGGGGAAUGGGGGUUUAAAGCAUUAAAGCAAAUGACCAAGAUGAAUUACCUACAUCUUCAUAAACCUGAAAAAGCUUUCGAAACAUACAAGGAACUACUAGGCUAUACAAAGACUCACGUUACGAGGAAUUACGCUGAAAAGUCGAUUAACAAUAUACUUGAUUAUGUGGGAGGUGAAGGAAAGCAUGCUGCCUUAGCACCUCAAGUACCAUUAGAUACGUUGGAACAGUUUUAUGAAGCUACUAGGAUUGCUUGUGAAGAAGCUAAAAAUGAGAGGUUAUCAACCAAAUCUAAUCUCAAGCUUGCUAAAUUAUGGUUAGAUAGAAAGGAAUAUGAUAGGUUGGCACCAAUAUUGAGAUCGCUACAUGCCACCUGCGCUCCUUCGAGUGGCUCAAGUUCGUCGGAUGAUCAAUCGAAAGGAUCUCUUCUGCUCGAGCUUUACGCAAUCGAGAUUCAGAUGUACAGUGAUCUGAAAGAGAACCGUAAACUCAAAGAAAUAUAUAAUGCAGCAAUGCAAGUAAAAAAUGCUAUUCCUCAUCCAAGAGUUAUGGGUGCUAUCAAAGAAUGUGGAGGGAAAAUGUGGAUGAUGGAAAAGGCAUGGACGAAAGCUUCUACAGAUCUAUUCGAGUCUUUUAGACAAUAUGACGAAUCAGGCUCUACUCAACGUAUACAAGUGCUCAAAUACCUAGUGUUGACAUAUAUGUUAAUGGGAAGCGAGAUCAAUCCGUUUGAUUCUCAAGAAACAAAACCGUAUAAGAAUGAUCCGCAAAUCAUAGCCAUGACAAGUUUGGUCACUGCUUAUCAAAGACGAGACGUCAAAGAAGCUGAGAAGAUACUGAAAGCGAACCGAGCGACUAUUACCGGAGAUCCAUUUAUCAAUUUCUUUGUGGAUGAUCUUCUGAAAUCGUUGAGAACUCAAUACAUAAUUGAUAUCAUCAAGCCAUAUACAAGGAUGGAAUUGGAGUCUUUAGCCAAAACACUCAACAUACCUCGAGGCGAUGUCGAAUCACUCGUUGUAUCGCUCAUCUUAGAUGGCAAAAUCAAAGGAAAGAUAGAUCAAGUCAACGGACUCCUAAUUCUCGAUCGAUUUAAUGCCGCAUCUAAGAAUCGAUACAAUGCACUCAACGAGAUGUCAUCUCAGCUCGAAUACUUGACUGGCAAGAUUGAGUCUGAAAAGCUGAGUAGAGAAGGCGCAAGAGGUGGAUGGAGUAGUGGCAUGACUGCUUUUUGA